UAUUUUUAUUUAAUUUUUCACUUUCAUUUCUUCUCUCCAUACUCUUACAUUUCUUCCUUUCUUCACAGCAAAUUCUGAUGAAACUCAUAGUCUUCUCUUUUAUCUGUCCCAUCCCACUGUCUCUCAUCAGGUUCUCAGUUAUUUCCUCAGCCCUCUAAAUAGUUUCUCGCUUUUUUCUUCCUUGCCCUCAAAGUAUUCUCUCUCUCUCUGUCUUUUUUAGGAAAGAGAGUGCUUGUCAAUCAUAUAUAAGCCAUGGAAAUUGACCUGUUAAAGUCUGCAACAGAGGAUCAGACGGAGAUGAUGAUGAUGAUUGACAAGUUUCCUGAGUUCUACGGUGCCUGUAACGAUGUUGCUGAUCAUUUAUCCCCAACUGAUCAGUUUCUUGCUGCCAGUGUAAGUGAUAGCUCCGUCCCGCAUUUCAAUACUGAUAACCCACACAUUGCUAACUUACCUCCAUUUAUGAACCUACCAUCCACUCUAUCUUUUAAUAGCAAUAAUACCCCAAUUCAAGACCAAUCCCAGCGAGCUUUCUUUUCCAAUCCAUCUACUUCAAGAUGGAGAGGUCUUGGUGAAUUACCAGGCACUGCAAAUGAUUAUGCUACACCAUCACGAAAGAAGAAUUCAAUGGCGGCAAUGAGGGAGAUGAUAUUUCGAAUUGCAGCCAUGCAGCCAAUUCACAUAGACCCUGAGUCAGUGAAGCCACCAAAACGUAGGAACGUGAAGAUAUCAAAAGAUCCACAAAGUGUUGCUGCACGCCAUAGAAGAGAAAGGAUAAGUGAGAGAAUAAGGAUACUUCAAAGACUAGUCCCUGGAGGGACUAAAAUGGACACUGCCUCUAUGUUAGAUGAGGCAAUUCAUUAUGUUAAGUUCUUGAAGACCCAAGUGCAGUCACUUGAGAGAGCUCAAGCCAAUAGGCCAACAGCAACAACUGGGAUUGAAUUUCCUGUGGCAAUGACUAGUGGAAGUUAUCUUCCAGUGGGGAAAGGAUGUCACCAACAGCCUGCUCAUCAUCAUCAUCAUCAAAAUGUUCAGCAUUAUGGAGAUGCUUAGCUCAUGGGGGCAGUGAGUGAGCUGGAUUUAUAAAUGCAUUUUUCUAGUGAAUAGUGAUGUUAGCUUGUG
Messenger RNA from Populus nigra (black poplar), 1119 nucleotides. RefSeq names its product transcription factor HEC2-like. The transcript has a single exon. Gene Ontology annotation, molecular function: protein dimerization activity; DNA-binding transcription factor activity. The record is from RefSeq and is a predicted model, not a curated record. Bases 253 to 1050 code for a protein of 265 amino acids. NCBI's taxonomy places the organism in Eukaryota, Viridiplantae, Streptophyta, Magnoliopsida, Malpighiales, Salicaceae. Gene Ontology annotation, biological process: regulation of DNA-templated transcription.